Microthlaspi erraticum is the source of this 1167-nucleotide messenger RNA. Lineage: Eukaryota; Viridiplantae; Streptophyta; Magnoliopsida; Brassicales; Brassicaceae. The record is from the annotation of a GenBank genome assembly.
AUGUCUCUAGCUGACAAAGCUCACCAAUGGGAGAAGAGCUUGCCCCAUGGCACAAUCACCACUUGGGAUGAAUGCAAGAAGGCCUUUCUUGCUAAGUUUUUCUCCACCGGUCGCACAGCCAAGCUUAGAGGAGAUAUCAGCUUCAUCCAGCGAAACAAUGAGACAUUCGCAGAGGCUUGGGAGAGGUUCAAAGGCUACACAAGUCAGUGCCCACACCAUGGAUUCAACAAUGAAUCACUACUCUCCACUCUUUAUAGAGGAUGCUUGCCUAGGUAUAGGGAGAUGCUAGACACAGCUAGCAAUGGGAACUUCCUCAACCAGGAUGUAGAUGAUGGCUGGCAACUUGUGGAGAACAUAGCUAACUCAAAUGGAAGCUAUGGAGAAGAGUAUGAUCGCACCAAUCGGAGCUCGACCCACCACUCGAUCGAGUCAGACGAAAAGUUGAGAAAAGAUGUUAAGGCAUUGAAUGAGAAGUUGGAUAAGCUGAUCUUAGCUCAGUCCACAAUGAAGAAAGUCAACUUUGUGUCUGCUGAAGAGAUGGAACCAGUCCAAGAAGGGGAGGAUACACAAUUUGCUGAGGUGUGCUACAUGAGCAAUGGGCAAGGAGGUUACAACAAAGGAUACUAUAAUUACAAGUCCAACCCUGCCAUGUCAUACCGCAACACUGAUGUUGCUAACCCUCAGGACCAAGUCUAUCCUCAACAACAAGCAGCUCGAUCGAGUCAAGGGCAAGCUGAUGGGGUAGUGGACACAAGCAAGAAGCUAGCUGAAAUAAACUCCAAGAUCGAGAAUCUCAACACAAGGGUUUACUCUCUGGAGAAUCAUGCUUCUUCUGUUGCUGCUGCUACAAAGCAAGGACAACUACCUGGUAAAGCUAUUCAGAACCCCAAGGAACAGUGCAAGGUCAUCUUCACUCAAGAAGGACUUGUUGAAGAAGAGGAUCAAGAAAGGGUCAUUGAAGAUUUUUGUUUACUGCUGAAUGAUGAAGAGAUUGUUGCUGCUGAGGCUCCUGGAGUCCAGAUUGAUCAACCAGAAGUGCAGGCACCUACUGUGGCCAUUCACACUUCACCAGUUGAGCUCGCACAACAAGCUCGAUCGGCAGCUCGAUCGAGUCGAACUCUAGCUCGAUCGAGUCCGACCUCUUCUGUCCCAAACCAUUUUGCUUGA